UUUUUUUUUUGUUAACACUUGCCUUUUAAAUUGCAUUUCACCUUAUCUUAACUUUUCACUUGAUUCUACCAAGUUAGAAGCACUGAUACAAUUUUUGUAGCUGUCUGCUCUUUCACUUAUUUCAUUCAAAACUUGUGUUUUCUUCAUUUUUUUUCCCCCCCUUUCCGUAUACGCUUUAUUGUAAAUUUAGUGCAAUAACAAGAAUUUCCGUUCCAGUGCAAAUUAUUGCAGAUACAUUCAAUUUUGAUGAUUGCUGAGUGCUACUGCUUCUAUAUAAAUGUGUGCACACGCGUUUGUCUCGCAAUGCAUGUUCACGAUGCAUAUUUAUGCUUUGGCAUAGAAAAUUCCAUUAGCAAGAGGAGCAUAUUGUCAAUGAAAUCUUGAGGAUCGAUGGCUUUUAAUUUAAUCAAAUUUCCAUCAGAAGCAAUUUUUAAGGAAUGAUAUCGAAAUCAUUGCUAAGUACUUUUAGACAAGUCUGUGUAGGUGCUUAGCAAUGAAAAUUUGAAAUUCUAAUUAGAAAAUCGAUCUUCCAACUCGAUAGAGAACACAAAUGUAAAAAGUCGAUGCUUAUAUUUGCUAGGCCUGUAUGUUUAGCUAAAAUGUUUAAGGUUGAACAGUCUUUCUAUCUCGCUGAGUAAUGAUAUAAAACACUUUUGAAUCGUAUUGACUCGAAAAAUUCUCUUAAGUGUCAUAGUUAACUAUUCCGCGACGGCUCCUGUCUAUAGACGACAAUCACUUUGUGCUUUGCAGCGGCUGACAUGGCACUGAUGCAAAUACUACUGAUUAACUAAUGUUGUGUAUCCCUCUAUAGCAGACAAAUGUUUCUCAGAGCCACUCCGUGCAAAAUUAAUUGGUGAGUUGGUCAAAUGGCAGAGCCAACAUUAAAAUAAUUCUCAGCAACUUUUAUACAUUGGCUUGACAUGAUAGAGGUGCCAAGCUUCGUCACUUAUUUAGUGAAGCCCAUGCCAGGAAACUUUUCUUAAUAAUGAUUUAAAAAUCCAGAAGCAUUCUAGUUUGCUUGGAAUCAUUAAAUCAUUUUCAUUGUCUUUACUAAGCAUAUGACAGCUUUAUCAAAAUUGUAAAAACCGCUGCUGAACCUUAUCGAUCAACAUUUAGUUGAGAGUGGAUGUUAUUCAGAAAUGCAAGCAACCUGAAGUCUUCGCCAAUAAAUUUCACUUUGUUCUACGAACAAGUUGACAAAAUUAACGUACUCUCGUAUUUUUACAAAAAACUUUUAAACGGUAUCUAAUCUUUUAUUCCCCUCGCAUCUAUUCGUGGGUAUAAAGUACCAGAGACUCUCUAACGUAAAUUUCAGUUAGAAAACUUUUAAACGGUAUCUAAUCUUUUACUUUUGUCAUAUGUCGUAGCAGAUAUUAAGUAGCAAGGUUGCCUCUUUCGAAAAUCGAUAUGACUAUAAUUAAUCAAUUUUAUCUAAAGUGCAUCUUAUUGAAAUCAUUGGAGUCGCCUAUAAAAACCAACGAUUACUGCGGAAAUCUUCAGUAAUUCGGUAUAAUGUACAAGUUCAUAGUUUUAUUGUCGCUAGUCAAUUGUCUUUUCGUCGGUAGUACACCGUCGUGGAAACCAGAACCACGAAUUGUCGGUGGAAGUGACAGUGAUAUCAAGUCAUUCCCUUAUCAAGUUUCUGUGCAAACCAAUGGCGUACAUCGGUGCGGUGGUGUUAUCUAUAAUCGAUAUAUUAUAAUAACAGCUGCCCACUGCCUUGUCGACGCCCCUGAUGAUGUAAGAAUUCGUGCUGGCUCUUCUGAAUGGCAUUCAGGGGGAGUGGUAAUUAAAGUUCGAAAUUAUGAAAUACAUAACGGCUACAGCUCACAAACGAUAGUUAAUGAUAUUGCUCUGCUUCGUUUAUCUUCUCCGUUGCGCUUCAGCACGAAGAUUCAGCCUAUUAAACUCGCUACCGCUGUUCCUGACGACAAUGCUGCUGCUAUUGUCUCUGGAUGGGGCAUCACUUCUGAGGGCGCCCUUGAUAUCCCUGAUCAAUUGAAAUCGGUUGAGGUUGCAAUUAUUAGUCGAAGUAACUGUGCUUCCUCUACGUAUAGUUACGGGUCUAGCAUCAAACCAUCAAUGAUUUGUGCUGCUGGCGCGGAGAAAAGUGCUUGUCAACGAGAUUCUGGUGGCCCGUUGGUAUCUGAUGGCCUUCUAGUUGGUAUAGUAUCGUGGUCGGAGGGUUGUGCUGAUCCUAAAUAUCCGGGUGUCUAUGUCGAUGUUGCCGAACUACACCUGUGGAUUAUACAGACGUCCCAUUUGUUGACCUCCCCUAAACCUCUAUAGGUUAAUACAUCUUAUCCGUAGCCUUCACACUAAUGCUACGAUUUUGUUUUUAAAUUUGUGAACAGAGUUGGUCGGAGAAGUGACACACAAGAUAUUAUUUACAUACGAUAUCAUGUCAAUUCAAUUCAAAAAAA
Glossina fuscipes is the source of this 2423-nucleotide messenger RNA. It is a transcript of the gene Send2, whose product is annotated as trypsin alpha-3. Gene Ontology annotation, biological process: proteolysis. The coding region runs from base 1513 to 2289 and encodes 258 amino acids. Gene Ontology annotation, molecular function: serine-type endopeptidase activity. Lineage: Eukaryota; Metazoa; Arthropoda; Insecta; Diptera; Glossinidae. The record is from RefSeq and is a predicted model, not a curated record. The transcript has a single exon.